Paramuricea clavata is the source of this 4791-nucleotide messenger RNA. The record is from the annotation of a GenBank genome assembly. Lineage: Eukaryota; Metazoa; Cnidaria; Anthozoa; Malacalcyonacea; Plexauridae.
AUGAAUUAUUCAUCUUUGGAGUCAUAUUUCAAGACAAAAUUCAAAAAGGACAUAGUAGUCGACAGUAUUCAUUCUACGAACUACACAAAACAAUCCUGUGUUGACGUUGAAAAAUUGUCAUUCUCCAUUCAUGUGCCGUACGAGCAAUUAAAAAGUUGGCAUGAAGUAAAACAAACUGUUGCUAGUUCGUGUUCAUAUGUACAAUUACUCAACGUAUUUGUUGGUAAAUCGUAUCCUACCCGAAUCAAGGAGAAUUGUUCACGAAUUGAAAAUUUAUUACGAGUAUCUUGUUCAAAAGCAGCGAAACAACUUGCUGGAACAAGUGGUAGAAAACGGGAAAACUUGCUGGACAAAGUGAAGAGCAUUGCAGUGUUGCAAGAUGAACUCCUUACAGUUUCAUCUAUCUGUCACUUAGAAAGCGAAGUCUCGCGUCUGGAGAAAGAAAAUGGGUUGAUGAGAAGUCAAAAUGUUGUCCUAGACAUCAAACAUCAACAGGCCUCUACCCUUGCAACCAGACUUGAAGCUAAACUCGACCAGGCCUCUACUGACAUUGAGAAAUUAAAGGAAGAUAAUCGAAGCUUAUAUGAUGUCAUUCAAAGCAUCUCACCACAAGCACAUUUUGAAGAUAAAGGUAAAAAUAUUUCAGAAGUUGGAAAACGUCAACAAGAGCGUAAAUUAAAGACGCUCAAAACCAAGGUAGAACAAGUAUUAUGGUUUAGUGAAUCUUAUGGUCUGCACUUAGACACAGUCAACUUUGUUGACAAUUGUGGAAAACCAUAUGGCCUUUCAUUUGGGGGAAAAACUGGUAAGUCAUAUAAAGAACUUCCAGUUGAGGAGCAACAGAAAGUCGAGCAGAUUUUGUAUAUUAUGGACAAAUUCUGUAUUGGCGAGGCCACUUAUCAUGAAUUAACAUGCUGCCUUGGAGGCAGGAACCUACCAAGGUCUUACCUCAUCAAAGAAUGCAAAGAAGAUAUCAACAAGCUCGUAUAUAUUGAAAGAACACCGGGGGAACCAAAUGGUGCAGCACUUAACUUUUGUGAUGAGUUAAGGUGUGUCAUUGAAAAGAUGGUAAGAUAAUAUUUAUUUAAUUUUGCACUAUUAAGUCUACUUUGUUACUAAAUCUGUAUCAUCAACAAAUACAGUAUUAAAACAGUCUUACCAUUAUAUCAAAGAUGGAUGUGCCAUUAAAACGUAAUCAUACCUUUAUCACUUGAUAACUGGUCACCAAUUGUGACUAUAUUUUUUAAUCUGGUGACCAGGCAGACACUUGCCAAAGAUAGCCCUCAUAGAAACUGAGAAAGUAAUUCUAAAGUCUUAAAAUAUUUCAGUGAUCAAGCAGUUAAUUCUGCUUGUGCACAUAAUUUGCAAACAUAUUAAACAACUGUUUUUUAUGUUACUUUAUACAAAGAGAAUAAUUUAUAACACAUUCAAUUGGGGGAGACCUGAUAUAUAAUUUGGGGACCAGAUCUUAUUCACUAGUACCUACUUGGGCAACUAGAAAAGUUUUAAAAUUUCAAUCCCUGCUUUAUAAUUAUAUUAUAAUUAUCUUAGAUAGAAAAAGAUGAGACACUGGCAGAAACAACAUUCAAAGUUAAAAUUAGUGGUGAUGGUGCGAAGAUGACUCGUGUUACCAAUUUCAUAAUAAUCACCUUUUCAAUUCUGAAUGAUGAGAACACUGUAAUGUCAGCAAAGGGUAAAUAUUUGGUUUAACAGUCAUUUUAUUACAGAAGUAGCAACCCUUUAUAAGCCCCGAAAGUCCUGUUGAGUCGCAUUGUGCCCUUAUGCGCCCUACUUUAUUAAUUUACUCUGUGUAUGCCAGCUUAUACUGGUUGAUCUUACUUAGCAAUGGAAGAACCCCUAGGCCUUGAAGUAUUUAAUUAGCGCUUGACUAUAAUGUAAGUUUUGUCAAGUCGGUCAAUUUUAUAUUCAAAGGCACAGAGAGAAGAAUCAAUUUAGUUACAUAGUAAUUAUCUCUAAUCUUCUUUUUUUAUGGAGGCAACCAUACAGUUGCAGUCAUUAAGGGCCACGAAGAUUAUCAUCUACUGAAGACUUCUUGUUCAAAGAUCUUUGAUGAUAUAAACAAAUUAACAAAAGCUGGGAAAAUUAAGGUUAAAGAUAAAGAUGUAAGCAUUGAGAUGUUCCUGGAAGGAGAUUAUAAGGUAAACAUGACAAAUGUUGAUUUCCACAGAAUCAGAUCUUUGUCCUUAUGCUGUUAUCAUGUAUGAAUGAGCCUAAUUCUUGGUUUGGACCUGAUGUCAUGGUGGCCAUGUUGGAGGAUAAUAAUACCAUAACAGCUAUAAUGUGCUUGGAGCGUGUUUUCUUCCAACAUGGCUGCCAUAUCUCUUGCUUGUCAAUCUCAAAGGAUUGAUUACAAAUCAACACUGGCUAGGUUGGGUUCCACCCGUUUUGCCUUGUGCCCGUUGUAUUUCUAUCAUCUUCAGUCCCCCAACCAUAUCCAACACCAGAGGUCAUGAUCCUAUUCACAGGCUAGAAUUAGCCAAAAAGUAAAAGGAAUGUGGAAAUUCCAAUAUUACGUGCAUAUAUAUAUAUUAUAUUAUAACUCAGACAGAGUUUUUCUUUGCUUUCCCUGUAUUGCCGGAACGUUGCUUGUAAUAGCACCUAAUAUCCAAUUUUCUAUAAAUGUAGUUUCUGCUGUUAGUGCUUGGAUGUAAAGGAGCAACAUCCGAUCACGCUUGCAUCUGGUGUAAAAUACAUAAGCUUCUAAGGUAAUAUAAUUAUAAAAUAAUAACAGAUAAUUGUACUGAUAUUGUGCAUGAUAAUAAAUGAGACUAAGUCAAAGAGAUGUUACUGAGCCUUGGUUUUAUCUUGAGAUUUUUGCAGGAGUGGUUCCAAUGUUUAUCAUAUUGAUAAUGUAUUUGUAGAUGGGAUAUGUCCAAAGGAAUGGAUUACUGGGUUGAAAAUGAGUUUCGCUCCCUCCAAGACAUCAGAGAAUGUGCAAUGAAAAAUCAGUUUUCUUGUCAGCACAAACCAUUGCUCCAUAUCAAACUUGAAAACGUAGUGUUGGACGAGCUACAUUUGAUGCUCCGUAUUACAGGUAUAAUUAUUUUUCUCUGCCUAUAUAUUAUGCAAGACGAUUUUACUUAUCAAGGGGAGAGAGCGCUGGCGCUUAAUGAGUUAACAACAAAAUAUUUAGUACCCACCAAUGGAGAAAGGUACUAAUGGAGAAAGCACUUGACACAAUCCAGUUUACCUAAGUGAUGGACAUUAAUGUGCCAUUUCCAUUGAAUAGGUUGACCAAGUCCUAGGUAUUAGGAUAACUUUCUUCCCCACACCCUUAUACUUGUGCUAAAUUAAGGGGACAAAAUUAAAACUACUUAUGUACGGUACCUUAUUUAUUCACUUUAGAUAUCCUUACAAAGAGUUUGGUAAAUCAAGCUUUGGGGUGGGAUACCAAGGAAAAUCUCAAUAAGGCUCCAAAGGAUAGGACAACUAAACACUUAUCUGAUCUCACGAACUCAAUCCGGGAAUGCGGCGUCACAUUUGAUGUAUGGGAGAAGAAAGAUGGAGAUGGAAGGGGAAGUGGUAUUUAUGACUUUACGAGCUUGAUGGGAUCGGAUAAGAAGAUCCUAAUGAAGUCCCUGCCAGAAAAGUUGCCAGAAGUACUUAAACCAGGCAGAGCUAGUAAAUCAGUUGUAAAACUUUGGAAGGUACAAAUUGUUACACACAUGUAAAAUAAAUUACUAUUACAUAAAUAACCUUUUAUAUAGUACCGGUAAGUAUAAAUUUAAAACGUUACAAAUGUAAAUUCACCCAAUACUCUCAUCUUUAUAACAGGAUUUCAAUGAAAUUUACAAGAUGAUGAAUGAGUGCAACCCAUCAAAUGAAAGAAUUAAAGAAUUCUUUGAAAAGGUAUAUAUAUAUAAUUUGUAUGUAUGUAUAUCAUGUAAGAUAUAUUAAAUCAUUUGUAUGUCGAAGUUAGUGAUGUGCCUACAGUAAUACUGUUUUGCGGAUGGUACCAGAAAGUAGCCUACCGGAUACUGGUCACUCCCAGGGAAAAACAGGUAGUCUGAUUUUGGAUAGCAAUUUAAUUUGAAUUGUUAAAUUUGUAUUUUAUUAGGCCAGGGCAUGGGUACAGUUAUUUGUCUCCCUGGGUGGAGAAGUUGCAGGGUUCGGCAAGCAGCAGGUAACACCAUACAUGCACUGCCUAGUGUACCAUGUCCCCCAAUUUAUGAAGAAACACAAUGGAAUGAGAAAGUUUUCAGGACAAGGUAAACAACUUAUACUGUACAGCUAAUUCAACUAAUUAAAGUUGUCAUGAAGCAAAUGUUAAAUAUGAGCGUGAAAAGCAUUAAAAAAAAUAUUUCGGAAAACCAAAAUAUUAGUUAGUGCACGUAACAGAAUUAAUUUCAAUUUGUUUUAAUUUAAUAUCCGUUAAUUUGUUCAAUCAAAGGAGUAGAAAAAAACAACGAUGACGCAAGGCGAUUUCAUCUCACAAAAUCCAAUAAGUGGGAUGCACCAAAGGACAUAUUAUUGGGGAGCAAGCGGCAGCAAAUAUUCGGGGAGCAUGAAAGAGUUCGGAGGCAGUAUAGAAAAAGGAGCGCAGAAUAUUGGUCGCAAACAAUAAAAGAAACCAGAAGUAAGCGAAGAAGGGUCAGCAAAAUCCCAAGUCCUGGACAGCAAGAAACAGAGUCACAAAUUACAACUUUGGAAAUUGAAAAUCUACAAGUCUGGGAAAUCAAAGAAAAACUGAAGGACCUUGGGAUUCAAACACGUUUUCGAAAAAUAGAAAAGCUCAGGGAAAUUUUGCGUCAAGCCCUCGUCACAGAGUAG